AGAAAGCUACCAGUUUAGAAGAGAGUUUGUAGAUAAGUAUGAGGAAGUUUAAUAGACACUAGAAGGAGAGAUUAUGCAGGUACAUAGUGAAACUGAUAUUCUUUGGAAGUGACAGAUAUACUGUAGGUUACAGUGACAGCAGGAGCUCCAACACUUACAAGAAACCUUAGAAGACGAAAACUGGAACUUUGGACAUUUGUUAGGGAAUCCGCUUGAUAAUCUUACCGUGAUGCUCAACCCAGAAGCAAGAAGAGCUGUCAGGACAGUCGGUCAACUGAAAAGCAGAGUGGAAGAGCUUAAGAAUCCCUGGCGACAAAGUUCUCCCCUGGUGCUGAAUUACAAUGAGUCCGCACGCCUGGCCACAGAUGCUCUGGUGGAACAUGGGGAAAAGGCAUAUUUACAAGCUCUGAAUGAGGAAAAAGAGCUGCCCUUUCUAUCCAGCCUGGACACUGACUAUAUAUGCACAAGUGCGAUUAUUAACAAUAAAGCGGAAGACCCACUGUCAGACAAGGAUUGUGAUGGUGCAAACUCAGAGAACUGCCCCUCAGAGCUGACAUCUGGCACUUACUUUCCUAUGAUGUCUGAUAUUGAUGCACCCAUUCUGGAGCUGGGAUGGCCCGAAAUACCUCUCAUCACCAGAAGUAAAGGGACAGAAGUGCAAGUUAUCUUCCAAAGACACCGAAACAAUAGCAUCAAGGAUCUUAUAAGAUCUCUUAUUAAUAAGGCAAAAUCAGUCAUUGCAGUGGUCAUGGACCUUUUUACAGAUGUGGACCUCUUAUGUGAUCUCAUAGAAGCGGCAAGCAAACGAAGAGUCCCUGUUUAUCUCUUGCUUGAUGAGAAAAACCUGAUAUACUUUAUAGAAAUGUUUGAGAAGUUGGGAUUUAACAAAAUUCAAAUUCCUAAUAUAAAGAUCCGUACUGUAACAGGAGACACGUACUGUACAAAGUUUGGGAAGAAAUUUUCUGGACAGUCUCUAGAGAAGUUUCUGCUAAUUGACUGUGAGCAUGUCAUUGCUGGGUCUUACAGCUUCAGCUGGCUUUCAGGUCAUGUCCACAGCAAUAUGGUGACCUACUUCAAGGGGAACAUAGUGGAAGAGUUUGACAGAGAAUUCCGCUGUUUGUAUGCAGAUUCACUUGAAAUUGACUACUUCUCUAGUCUGGAAAAUGAGAACGGCAAGCCUCUUGGUUCUACUCCCACCAGGAAUAGAUGGGCAGCCAUAAAAUCUGUGCCGAAACCUCCACCAGUCAUCGAGCAUUUUAUCCGGUCUGACAGUAACUCUAGUUCUGAUAGCCAAACCAGUGUGAAGACCCCUCCCUUUGUUAAUAAUCAGGCAGUCACUGUGAUCCGUGAUGAUAAGCCAGUGAUUUCAAAGUAUGUAAAACGAAACCCACCUGAUGAAGAGAGAAGUAAGCCAAACAUGGAAAUGUUUAAUGCCCAGAGGCGUCAGUCCGAUUGUAACACAGACCUGAGUAACCUUACAGUUAUACAGAGACAUGCGCUAUCAAAAUCCACACCUGAUCUGAUUAACUCACCAUCACCUCUGAGAGCCAAGUUUGAACAUAUACAGAAUAAAUUUCUUCAACCGCAAAACAAAUUGUCCCCCAGAAUGAAAAGUGAUGCAGCACUAAAUAAAGUUUCUAAAUAUGAUGGCAGUUCCACAAAUAAGAACGUCCCUUUAGCUGAUGUCAAAAGGGAGGAUGCCAGCAAAGAUUUUAAAAGAAUGACUCUUGGACAUAGUAAACUAGAACUUAUCACAAAAGAUCAUAAGAAAUUGCUAGAGAAUAAGGUCUAUAGUCGCUUUCAGGGAAUUCCUUAGCUUUUAUGUCAUUGCCACAACUUGAAAUUGGUGCCAUGCAGAUCUGGAUUAAGGCUUUGGGGGUCUGGAGCAUUUAAGACUGUGGGGCCCUAAAGAGUAUAAUUUGGAACAUGGGGAUCAGGGGUCUCAUGCACAUGCCUUUGGUGCUCACAUGAAAAGGGGGCAUGGCCACGCAUCAUGACCUCAUUUCAUGUCACCAAGUUCCCUGUCUACCUGUAACCCUGAAAUGUAGGACAGUCCGGCCAAAACUAUGGUUAAGGCGGUAUUAUACAUACAGAGACAUACAUAGAGAGGGAUAUAUCAAGCAUCACAUUUUGUAUGCGAUACAUCUUGCCACUUACCGUAUGCAUAGCAGCUUUUAUUAUCGCUGUAUUUAUGAAGAUUUGUGAUUAUCUAUGCAAUGGACAGCUCGACCCGGGAGUCCUACUGCGCAUGCAUAGCCUCUGGGAACCACUAUCAAAUCCCUUUUGGGGAUUUAUGUGGAAAGAAGCUCAUAGGCUUCUAUAGUCAAAGAUAUCAACAGAAAGCAUUGCCUUUCAGGUACAAGCUCUGCCCAUAGUCACACACAUAUACACAUACAGUAAAUAGAUAUUGUCACAGACAUACACCUAUAUACAGUCACAAAUAUAUAUACACAUAGGGCCUGAUUCAGAGUUGUACGCUAGGCCGAUGUUCAUGCAAAUGGGAAAUUUGCCUCCUUGUGGUAGUGAUCUACUGCCCCCCUGGCCGCUGUUCACCUUUCCUUGACAACUUUGCUGCCUGGCUUCCCCAUUUUCUCUCCUCCGACCUCCCCUCUAUCAUCCUCGGUAACUUUAACAUCCCUAUUGACAUCACUAAUGCAGCUUCCACUAAUCUUCUUGCCCUUCCCUCCUCCUUUGGACUUUCUCAAUGGACCUCCACCUCUACUCACAAUCUCGGUCACUCCCAUGACCUUGUCUUCACCCAAAGAUCUGAUAUCUCUGGUUUCUCUAACUCUUCCUUCCUUCUCUCUGACCACAAUCUGCUUUCUUUCACUCUCUCGUCUUCCCCUCUCCUCUCCAUGCCCAGACCCACCAUCACCAGACGCAAUCUCGGGUCUCACAACCCCGCUAUCCUGUCCUCCCUCGAGAUUUUCCUCUCUCCUUUUUCCACCAUGACCUGUCCAAACCAGACAGCCUCCUUCUAAACUCUUCCCUAACCUCUGCUCUCUUCUCUGUGGCCCCCCUCUCCUCUGUCACCCUCUGCCGCUUUAAACCCCAACCCUGGCACACCAAAGUAACACGAUUCUGUUCACGCUCCACUGAAUGCUUCUGGAGGAAAUCUCACUCUCUGGUGGACUUCCUCCAUUUCAAGUUUAUUCUCUCCUCCUACAGCUCUGCUCUUUCCCUCACCAAGCAAUCCUUUUUCAAAGUACUCAUCUCUUCUCAGUCCUCCAGUCCACGCCGUCUCUUUGAAACUUUCAACAUUCUCCUUUGCCCCCUCCUCCUCCCCUCCCAUCCUCCCUCACUACCACUGACUUUGCCUCCUUCAUCAUCUCCAAAAUUGAGGAAAUCCAACACGAUAUCUCCUUCUUCACCCCUCUGCUUCCCUCCUGCCCACAUCAUCCUUCCCCUCCAUCUAUCCCACCUUGUCCUCCUUCCGUCCCACUACAGACAAGAUAGUCCACUCCCUCAUCUUAUCCUCCCCCCCUCAACCUGCCCACUAGACCCCCACCCAUCCCGUCUUCUCCGCUCCCUCUCCCCCACUGCCUGCUCCCAUCUUGCUCACCUCUUAAACCUAUCACUCUCUACCAGUAGCUUUCCCUCACCAUUCAAACAUGCUCUGGUCUCAUCUAUUCUCAAAUAACCCAACCUCGACCCUUUAUCACCCACUAGCUACCGCACCAUCUCUCUUCUCCCAUUCGCCUCCAAACUACUUGAACGACUGGUCUACAGCCAUUCCACAAGUUACCUCUCUGAAAACUGCAUCCUUGAUCAACUACAAUGUGGCUUUCGCCCACUCCACUCCACUGAGACUGCCCUGAUGAAAGUCACCAAUGACCUGCUUUUGGCCAAAUCCAGGGGGCACUUCUCUCUGCUUAUCCUUCUGGAUCUCUCUGCUGCCUUUGACACCGUGGAUCAUCCCCUCCUCCUCUGCACACUCCAAAACAUUGGCCUCUCUAGCACUAUCCUUGACUGGUUUACCUCUUACCUCACUAACCGCUCCUUCUCUGUGUCUGCCUCCGGCACCACCUCGCACCCUUCCAUCCUUCCUGUUGGUGUCCCUCAAGGUUCUGUCCUCGGACCCCUUCUGUUCUCCCUGUACACCUCUUCCCUGGGUGCGCUCAUUAACUCCUUUGGACUUCAAUACCACCUCUAUGCUGAUGACAUAGAACUCUACCUCUCCUCUCCUGAUCUGUCCCCCUCUGUCCUCUCUCAUGUUUAAAGCUGCCUCUCCACCAUCUCCUUCUGGUUGGCCGAGUGCUCUAUGAAGCUCAACAUGGACAAAACUGAACUCAUUAUCUUUCCCCCAGCCAGAGUAACACCCCCUCUCUAUCACUGUUGACAACACCAUCAUCUUCCCCGUUCCCAAACUCUGCUGCUUGGGCAUCACUCUUGACUCCUCCCUCUCCUUUGCACCCCACAUCCAAGCUCUAGUACAAUCCUUUCAGUUCCAGCUAUGCAACAUUGCUCACAUCAGGCCAUCUCUCUCCCAGAGUGCAACAAAACUUAUCAUCCACUCACUGGUCAUCUCACGGCUCGACUACUGCAACGUUCUCCUCACUGGCCUCACUUGCUCCCAUCUUGCUCCCCUCCAAUCUGUCCUCAACUCCGCAGCUAGGCUUAUCUUCCUCUCUUGCCGCUCCACAUCUGCCACUCCCCUUCGACAAAAUCUGCCCUUGCUCCCAUUCGCCUAUAGAAUCCUCUUCAACCUCCUCACCCUCACAUACAAGGUCUUCUCUAACUCCACUGCUCCCUACAUCUCCUGCAUCAUCUACUUACAUACUCCCUUCCACCCCCUACGGUCGGCCAAUGACCGUCACCUCUUCUUUACACUGGCCACUGCUUCCCAUGCUCGAGUUCAAAAUUUUGGCCGUGCUGCACCCCUUCAAUGGAACACGCUCCCCCACUCCAUUAUACUCUCCUGACCUUGCAAAGCUUCAAAUGGGCACUGGAAACCCACCUAUUCAUCAAAGCGUACCCUUCCGAUGUAUAACCUAGUCCUGAGGCUGCUCCUCCAUCCCCCUGCCUCAUGCCUUGACCAUCUCUGCUUUGCUUACAUCCCGCCAUCAGGCUACCUCCCGCUUGCUUGCACCUCAUGUCAUCUGUCUGUCGCCCCUUCCUACUAGAUUGUUAGCUCCUCAGAGCAGGGCCCUCUUUCCUCUUGUUGUCAAAACCAUCUCCUACCCAGUGACCAUCUUUACCCGCUUUUUCUCCUGCUGGUAAAGGCUCAUCUCUAUCUAUGGCCAUCAGCUCCUAGUAUUACGCUGAUCACUCACUCGCUACUUACAUUUAAGCUGUAUUAUGUUUUGAGAAUUGUGGUGCUCUUUGUUACCUUUACUCUAUUUUUGUUAUUUAUUUACUGUAAUGUUUUGUCUUCCUGUACUGUCCUUUGUACGGCACUGCGAAACACUUGUGGUACCUUCUAAAUAAAAUAUAAUAAUAAUAAUCGGCAGACUGCGCAUGUGCUGCGAUUGCACUGAACAUGCAUCCAGGUGCUGCUGCAAACUCGCUUGCAAUGAAGAUUUUAUCACAAAGUGAUUGACAGGAAAUUGGCUUUCGUAGCCUAGAAAAUUUCAUUUUCUAAAGGAUGUAUAUACAACUCUGAAUCAGGCCCAUACAUAGUUGAACACAGGAACACAUAUAAUCGCACACAUUUAUACAUACAGUCACAUAUAUACAUACAUACAUACAUACAUACAUAGUUACACGCAGGAGUGUAGCCAGAACUUUGCGGGUCCCAUAGCAACAUUUUGAAGGGGCCUCUGUCCCAAUGCUUCCAGAGAGACACCUCUCUAGAGCAGUUGUUACUUUUAUGCCCAUAAUAGUGUCCUAGUUCAUUUUCUGAACCAUAUUAGUGCUCUGGUUAAUAUUAAGCCCCAUAGUAGUGCCCUAGUUCACAUUAUAUAGGCCAUUACACAUUAUGCAUUACAACACCUCUAAUUCACAUUAUGAAAUAGUGUCCCCAGUUCAUAUUAUAUUACACUACAGUGUCCCAGUUCAUAUCAUGUAACAUUAUAAUGCCCUUCUGUUCAUUUUAUAUCACAUUACAAUGAGCAGGUGACAUGGGCAUAACUAGAUAUAUUUAGACCCCAAGGCAAAAGUUUGUAAGGGCCCCUAUGUAUAGGCUUACCAUACUAUCCCUUUAAACUUGCUCACUCAUGAAUUACACAGGUUCUGUUACUCGCUGAGAAAAGGGCGGCUGCGCUGAAUUUCAGAAAUGUAUGAUAUAAUCAAUAGAGAGAAUCUGGAGGCAGGAUAUCACCUUUGAAAAAGUCACGUGGAGCGUGACGAAACGCGUUAGGACCCGCCUCUCUACACACCUUGCUCAGGUGUCUCACAUUUGGUGCAGAGCUCGGCACUCCCAGUCGGCAACGCCUCGGACUGAUCUCUGCUCUUAGCAGCCGCUGUCAUUCACGCUGCACCAGCCAGCUGAACACACACGGCAUUCCGUCUCCUCUCCGCUGCACAGCACUAGUGGGCAACGCAGGACACCAGACCGGGGACGCCCGGUAAACGGACCAGCCCAUUGAGAGGUACUAAUCACAGAAUGACCCACUGGCUAGACACGUUCAUUAUAUCAUAGGAGCUCCACAAUUGCACCCUGUGUUCAUUUCUGUGCACCAUUAGAAGCACCUCCUCUCAGUCACGGAACAUGGACUUCAGCAUUAUACAUCACAGCUGCAAAUUGAUAUAAGCUCUUGAAUGAUGUUGACACUUUGAGACAAGUAACUGAGGAUUAUUCAUUUAUUGUUUUUUUAUUAUAUUAACAGUGUUUUAAAUAAAAUUGUUUAUUUUUAGAUUUGACACGUUGGCUCUCUCUAUUGAUUAUAUCAUACAUUUCUGAAAUUCAGCGCAGCCGCCCUUUUCUCUUGUUUAUACCUUGCCACACUAUAACACAUAUAGUUGUUUGGCUAGCGCAGCAUUUCUGAAAUAGGUAUAAUACACAUUCUCAAUCUAUGUAUAUCCUCUGCUGAGGCGCUUUUUUAACAGUUAAUAUUCUUUGGUUCUGUUACUCGCUGACUCUAAGCCUGCAUUUCACCUAUUUUUAAAGCAGCUAGUGAACAUGUAAAAUUUAUAAGUGUCCCGGUGUAAAGGGAUAGUAUGGUAGACUACCUAUGUACCAUCCAAUAGUGAAAAAUGUACAUAACACAUGUAGCUUUGACAGGGAAGGUGGGCCCCUCUCAGCUCUUGGCCCCAUAGCAGCUACACUCCCUGCACCCAUGGUAGCUACGGGUUGGGUAUGCGUGAUGGCAGUCAGGAGACCGCUAGUCACCAUAAUGACGCCGGGAUCCCGGCUUUUAGAUGCCAAGCGGGGGGGACGGGCGAGCACAACAAAGCCCCUUAGGGAUUCCCACUCUAUGGGUGUUGUGGACACCCACUAGUGGGAACAGUCCCUGUUAGUCGGCAUGCCGACUGUCGGAACUGUAAGGGGGUGGGAUUCCGACGUUGGUAUUGUGACUGGCGGUCCCCCGUAGCUACACCCUUGGUUACACGCAUAGAUGUAUUAUUCACACAUACAUUCAGAAACUAAUACACACUCUUAGACACAUACAUAGUCAUUAUACACACACACACACACACUACACACACACACACACACUCACAUAAAUAGAGACAGACAAUAUAGUGCCCCUCCCUCUCUCACACUUACAGUGUACACUCACUGUUUGGAGUAGCUCCACUGACUCCUCCUCUCUUGUUGUGUAGCCCACCCCCUGCUUCAACUCCAUCUCCCUUUCAGUCUUCUACUACAGUUGGUAGCCUCAUAGUGCAUUCCAUCUGCAGCUGUAAUCAAUGGCUGGGCAUGCCCCCACAACUCCCCCCGUCCCUUCCCUGCUAAUCUAGCUCUGGUGCCAUGCCUCCUGUAACCAAAGUACUCUGAGUGAUGGACCCAGCAUGCCCGGAAUUGUGCUGGCUCCUUAACAUUGAUUUCAGAAGACAUGCAUUUAUCUCAUAUGAGCUAUUUCUAAUUUAAAUGGAAAUUACAGCAAAAAAUAACUAUAAAUCUAAUACUUCGAAAAAAGCUGUGUUCUUCAGUCUACAGUAAUGUCCAUCUCUGGGAAUCCGGCAGCCCAGAAGUGACUCCACCACCAAUGCUUGUAGUACUAUCUUCUAUGUAUAUGUCUCAUUCUUGCAAAUUUGUUGAAAGCUAAUUAAAUGAAUCAAGCAUGUGAGUAGGGAUAGCCAUUGACCAUUGAUGAUUCAAAAUCAUCGAUGGUCUAUGACCAAUGUUAACUACUUUUAAUAUCAAUGGGGGAGAACCAGAUGGUUUCCCGCCAUCGAUGAUAAGAAGUUAUUGAAUUUUUUUCUUUCUCCACGGUGUCUGGGACACAAAGCAUAGCUCCGCCCACUGAUACCUGUGAAGCCAUGCUCCUGGGCCCUGAUUAGUCCAUGACUUGCUCUAUACUAAACUAGGGCUGACCUUAUAGAUGGUUUCCCACCAUCGAGGUUAUCCAUCAAUGGUACCAUCGAUUGUAACCAUCGAUGAAUAACCCACCGAUGGCCAUCCCUAACUGUGAGCCUGAAGGAUCAUUGCACUGCAUAUCUCUGAAAAAGCAGGAGUUCUGGGUUUUGUAUUUUUGUUGAUGAAAGUUGGUUUGAGGGACAUUAUUAGCAGGAGUUUCCAUUUAUUUAAUCUAAUUUUUUAUUAGGAGGAGUUUUCUUUUAUUUAAUAUAUGUAAUAACAUUUUUUUAAAAACUUUUGUUGGAAAGUUGUAAAUAAUAUAUGGUAUAUAUUAUAUGUACACAUAAGGGUCAGGGGUACCAAUAGGAGCAUAUUGCACUUAUUUUACUUCCUGGUUUGCCCCCCAGCUGCACUAAUACUAAAUGUCGGUGCAUGCGCAUUCUAGAGCGUGUGAAAUCUGGCAGCAUAGCAACCCCCAUAGAAAGAAACCUAUCGGAGAUAUCUGCUGUGCUCCCUUCUUCAUACAUCAUACAUCUAAUGCGCAUAGAGGUGCACAGACGUACAGACUCAGAAGCACACACACUCGCAUAAGCAUAGAAGGGCACAGACUUACAAUAUGCAUAUAGACAAACAGACUCACAUAUGCAUAGAGGCCCUCAUUACCUUGAGUCUCUUGCCUGCCCUCUCAGUCUUUUAUGUUUUAUACUGCAAAUUGUUUUGUUAUUCUUCUAUGUUCAAUUUAUACAUAAGUAAUCUGUAUUUGUUUUGUGCUACUUGUCAGUACCAGUGCAACUCAUAUUUUUAUCACAGAUCUUCCAUGGUCGAGUCACAUUAUGACCACCAGCUAACAGCCAGAGUAACCGGCAUGUGCAGCACGGACAGCAGCUAGAUGGCCUGAACUGUUGUUUUAGGCACAUGUCUGGUAGCCCACAGGUUCACUUUGACGAUGAGCUGCUACACUGUAGCGUGUCGGUCAGCCCUGACGCACCUUCAUAACCAACAUUCACCUCUCACAUCAUUGGCACGUGGUGUUCUGCAGUUUCUACUUCUGUUAUUUGCAAUGGUGCCAUUUGUCCAGUCACGAUACACCUUCACCACAGAGGUACGUGAACAGUUGACAAACUGCGCUGUUUCUGAAAUACUGCAACCCUUCGCACGAAAGCCGAUAAUCAUCCCUUUUUGCAACUAGGAUAAAUUGCCCCUUUUACCCAUGACAGCAACAAGCGAUAUGUGUGCAGUCGGCCUAUCUCACCUUUAUAUACCCAUUAAGUCAGUGCGUGACACAUGACGUACUUAAUGGGCUACACACUGCCGACGUCAAAUGUAGGUGGUGGUCAUAAUAAUGUUACUCGACCGUGUAUUAUUAUACUUAAUUUGUAUUUAUGUAUUUGUAAAUUAAUUGUCUGAUGCUGUGGAAUUUGUACCCACAGAAACAAAAGCAAAAAACCUGAAAAAAAGCUGAUUAUGAUAAAUGUUGUAGAAAACUAAAUCAAAGCCAAUCUGGGCUGGCCCUGGAUUCUUUUCAAUCUUCCAAGAAAUUUGUGAUAAGAAUCUAGACCACAAUAGAAACUGUGAAUACAUUGCUAUUUUUAAU
Pseudophryne corroboree (corroboree frog) is the source of this 9995-nucleotide messenger RNA. RefSeq names its product protein FAM83C-like. Gene Ontology annotation, molecular function: protein kinase binding. Gene Ontology annotation, biological process: signal transduction. The record is from RefSeq and is a predicted model, not a curated record. The transcript has 4 exons. NCBI's taxonomy places the organism in Eukaryota, Metazoa, Chordata, Amphibia, Anura, Myobatrachidae. Bases 230 to 1816 code for a protein of 528 amino acids.